AUGCAUUUCUCUAUUAUCCCCUUGAUAAUCGCCACCACCUCUCUUGUGGCCGCCGACUCAAUAACAUGGUGGCCCACCUGUGGCACCUGUAACCCCAUCUCAGGCGAGAACGGGUGUGACCCCUCGACCUCGUGCAUCAACACGGGAACAUCCUUCCACUGCGCCUGUCGUGCUGGCUUCAAGGCAUCCGAGUACAAUAGCGAUAUGCACCAUCAGUUCCGCUUACCGAUGCCGAACUAUGAGUUCCUUGUUUUCGUUCCUGAGUACACGGCUUGCAACAUCCCGUGUGAUGAUUUGUACGCUGCUCCUUCCGAUCUUUGCAAGGAGGUGGAGCUUCAAUGGCAGUGCACAGCUUAG
Molecule: messenger RNA, 357 nt
Organism: Penicillium vulpinum
Lineage: Eukaryota; Fungi; Ascomycota; Eurotiomycetes; Eurotiales; Aspergillaceae
Product: putative adhesin
Exons: 1
Coding region: 1-357 (118 amino acids)
Source: RefSeq, a predicted model, not a curated record